Molecule: messenger RNA, 2541 nt
Organism: Serpula lacrymans var. lacrymans S7.9
Lineage: Eukaryota; Fungi; Basidiomycota; Agaricomycetes; Boletales; Serpulaceae
Exons: 20
Coding region: 13-2430 (805 amino acids)
Biological process (GO): tricarboxylic acid cycle
Cellular component (GO): mitochondrion; cytosol
Molecular function (GO): 4 iron, 4 sulfur cluster binding; aconitate hydratase activity
Source: RefSeq, a predicted model, not a curated record
GACUGGGGUGAAAUGUCACUGCCAGUAGAAUCUCUGCGACGAGGGGCUCUCUCCCAGAGACAUAAACCAUGGCGUACGCUUCUUCGUUGUCUGGAAACCCAUGCUACAACGGUGAACCGAGACUGUUCUUCAAUUACACCACCAUAUGUCCAACUUAUUGAGAAGCUCGGUCGUGCUCAAGAACUUCUCAACAACAGGCCUCUGACUCUGGCAGAAAAGAUACUUUACAGUCACCUUACUGAUCCCGAGAAGAGUCUUGCCAAUGGAGGAAAGAUUAGGGGAGAAGUCUACCUCCAGCUGAGUCUGGAACGAGUCGCUAUGCAGGAUGCUUCCGCCCAAAUGGCACUGCUGCAAUUCAUGAGUGCGGGGCUUUCGAGGACUGCUGUUCCUUCAAGCAUACACUGCGAUCAUCUCAUUCAAGCUUCUGUUGGUGCUGACGCAGACCUGCAGCGGUCUAUCGAAUCUAACAAAGAGGUCUUUGAUUUUUUGGAGAGUGCCGCUCGGAAGUAUGGUAUUGAGUUCUGGAAGCCGGGUUCUGGGAUUAUACAUCAAAUUGUUCUUGAGAACUACGCUGCUCCCGGUAUGCUAAUGCUCGGUACAGAUUCUCAUACGCCUAACGCUGGUGGAUUGGGUAUGCUCGCUAUCGGUGUUGGAGGUGCUGAUGCUGUUGACGCCAUGACUGGUACGCCUUGGGAACUGAAAGCUCCCCAGAUCGUAGGUGUACAUCUGACUGGGAAACUCAAUGGCUGGGCCACACCUAAGGAUUUGAUUCUACACUUGGCAGGGAAACUCACUGUUCGGGGAGGAACUGGACGAAUUCUGGAAUAUUUUGGCCCUGGAGUGUUCAGUCAGUCAUGUACAGGUCUUGCUACGGUCGCGAAUAUGGGUGCUGAAGUCGGUGCUACGACAUCUACCUUCCCUUACACGCCAAAUAUGCGAGCAUAUUUGAAUGCCACCGGACGUGCACCUGUCGCCCAAGCUGCAGACGAAGCUGCUGCUAAGGGUUUUUUGAGCGCUGAUGAAGGGGCUGAGUAUGAUGAAGUAAUCGAGGUUAACUUAUCUGACCUCGAGCCUACAAUCAACGGCCCUUUUACACCCGAUCUCGCCACUCCUUUGUCCAAGUUCGGUGCUUUCGUGCAAGAACAAGGAUGGAAAGAUGAAGUCUCUGCCGCUCUUAUUGGCUCUUGUACCAACAGUUCAUAUGAAGAUAUGACCCGUGUCGCAGAACUUGCAAAACAGGCCAAGGCGGCUGGAUUGACUACCAAAGUUCCAUUCCUUUGCACUCCUGGUUCUGAACAAAUUCGUGCUACAAUGGAGCGUGACGAUGUCACGGCCAGUCUGGAAGGUGUUGGUGCAGUUGUACUGGCCAAUGCUUGUGGACCUUGUAUCGGACAAUGGAAAAGGGCGGAUAAGAAAGGAGAAGAAAAUGCUAUAUUGACCUCCUUCAACCGGAAUUUCAAGUCGCGUAACGACGGAAAUCAACUAACUAUGAAUUUCCUUGCUUCUCCUACCAUCGUUACUGCCAUGGCGUUUUCCGGAAAACUAUCGUUCGAUCCAACUACCGACUCCCUAACUACUCCUUCGGGUGAAAGCUUCAAGUUCUCACCACCUACAGGGCAAGACCUACCAGCGACAGGCUUUACUCCCGGAAAUAUUGACCUCUAUCCCGCUUACACGCCCGAACCUCAACCAGAUACAGAAGUGGUCAUUAGCAAGGACUCGCAGCGACUAGAAUUAUUGGAGCCAUUUACAAGUCCCUUCGAGGAAGGCAGUAAUAACCCAAGAGCAUUAGAACUUCCUACUAUGAAAGUUCUGAUGAAGGUUAGAGGAAAAUGUACUACUGACCAUAUAUCCGCGGCUGGCCCAUGGUUGAAAUAUAAAGGACACCUUACUAAUAUCUCGGAAAAUCUUCUCAUUACGGCUGUGAACGACGAAAACGGUGAUAUCAAUGUGGCAUUUGAUCAUGAACAUGAUGCCUCUCAAUCUACAAGUGAUACCAUUCCUGCUGUGGCAAAGAGAUUCAAAUCACGCGGCCAACCUUGGGCCCUGGUUGUAGACGACAACUACGGCGAGGGAAGUGCUCGUGAGCAUGCAGCCCUGCAGCCAAGAUUCUAUGGAUGUGCGAUGAUUCUGGCUAGGUCGUUUGCUCGAAUUCACGAAACAAAUUUGAAGAAACAAGGUAUUCUUCCUUUAUGGUUCGUAGACAAAGCCGACUAUGCCCGCAUCGGCUCGGGAGAUGCUCUCGAAACGACUGGCCUGGCUGAUCUAAUCAACGGUAACCAGAGCGCCACGGUUGCGUUGAAGGUGACGAAGCGCAGUGGAGAGAUAUUCGAGAUACCUACUAGACAUACGAUGUCGAGUGAUCAGGUGAAGUGGUUGAGAGCUGGGUCUGCGCUCAACCAUAUCCGUUCGCAAAUGAUGUCAUUAUAAAAAUAUGCAGAACUAUCGUAUCUCUUGGCACAGAGCGGCUGAGUUCAAAUGGCACAUAUGAUAUCGGGCAUUGUGUGUGGUUUGCACAAAUGAAAUAUCAUAUGAACCUAC